Messenger RNA from Oldenlandia corymbosa var. corymbosa, 894 nucleotides. Lineage: Eukaryota; Viridiplantae; Streptophyta; Magnoliopsida; Gentianales; Rubiaceae. The record is from the annotation of a GenBank genome assembly.
AUGAAUCGAACUGGCACUUCUCUUCUUCUUGAUUUUCUCCUGAAAGAGCUGGAUGGCUGGUGUAAUUCCUCCCAUCUUUCUGAUUCAGAGGAUGACAUUAGGGGGACAGUUGACAUCUGCAAAGUUGAACUGAGAUUUCUGAGAACAUUUCUGGUAUAUGUUAAAAACUGGGAUGGAGCUGGUCAUUUGGGGUCACUGGUUUCUGAUAUAAAAGCUGGCUUCAAAGAGUUGAGAAGGGAUUUCAGAGCUGCUUCUAAGAAAGGAAUAGAUAGAUCAAGGGUGCAUCUGGAAGCUGCAAUUUCAAAGUUACAAGAAAAGUCAACACUUAGGAGGCCACAGAUCCGAGCAGCUUAUGGUCUUGUUCAAGAUUUUGGUCUUAAACAAAGUAAGGUUAGAUACAUCUUGACACAAUUUGGAGCUGCACUGGUACAUGCGGCACAUCUUUCUUUUCGGUGCUGGGUUAAUAUGGAUGAUAUAGAUGAAAACAUGAUGAAAAUGCUCUCUAAUCUUCUAAAGAAAUUUAAGCCUAACACUCCACAAGUUAUUGAGGGUUGUCUUGAUGCACUUUUGGUGUUCAAUGAAACAACUGGUUUGGAACGUCUUGGCAGAUUUCUGAUUCCUGAGAAGAAUCAAGUAGAAAUCCUGAACCAAGGGCUUGGAUUUCUUAAUGGUUUAGAUGAAAGCAGGAAUAAAAUACCCUUUAAUCUGCUAGGGGAUUUCAUGCCUAACACAAUUAUUGAGGGAUAUCUAGACGUACUCAGGCCAGCUGACAAGGCCUUGGAUUUCACUAAACAACUUGAGCUAUUCUGCAGAAUUCCGUUUUUUUCUAAUGAGUACCAGGUUGAUUCUCUUAACAAAGGGCUUGAACACCUUGUUCUGUUUGUCUUCUACUAA